Cercospora beticola is the source of this 1678-nucleotide messenger RNA. Its product is annotated as NAD(P)/FAD-dependent oxidoreductase. NCBI's taxonomy places the organism in Eukaryota, Fungi, Ascomycota, Dothideomycetes, Mycosphaerellales, Mycosphaerellaceae. The record is from RefSeq and is a predicted model, not a curated record. Gene Ontology annotation, cellular component: cytoplasm. Gene Ontology annotation, molecular function: oxidoreductase activity.
GAGAAUUUUCACGUCAGAACUACCCAUUGCGCUUCCAAUAUGGUCCUACCGGUCCCAAACCCUACCAAAUCGUACUGGAUUGAAGCCGCAGAAUCGCCACUGCGACACCAUCGUUCCACCUCUGAGUUACCAUCAGAGGCUGACGUUGUGAUUGUCGGGAGCGGAUAUUCAGGCGCUACAACUGCGUACUGGAUUCACAAAUCUACCGAAAAUGCAACCAACAAGCCACGCAUGGUCAUGCUCGAAGCACGAGAUAUCUGCAGUUGCGCGACUGGCCGCAAUGGUGGUCAAUUGAGACCACAUGCUUACUCUCGCUACUUGCCAUGGAAGGAGCGCUUCGGAGCACAAGGUGCUAUGGAGCUUAUUCGGCACGAAAUGUCGCAUUUGCCUGCUUUCAAGGCUUUGGCAGAAGUUGAGGGGAUCGCGGAAGAAGUCUGUCUGAAGUUUGGCGAGACUUUCGACGCUGCCAUGACUGAAGAAGCCUGGACCCGGCUCAAAGGCAAUUAUGAAGCCAUGAAGGCAGACCACGGCGAAGAUAACGAGGUUGUCAAGGUUUGCAAACUCCUUGAAGAGGCCACCGAAGCAGAAGACUUUACUCAAAUGAAGGGCACACUUUCCGCGGUCGUUCAUCCAGCCGGACAAAUCUGGCCAUAUAAAUUCGUGCAUGCUUUGCUGCGCAUCGUUCUGGAAGCAGGCAAUUUUAACCUCCAAGCGCACACACCUGCACAAUCCGUUUCAGACCGCGAUGCAGAUGGCUGGAUCACUGUCACAACCGAUAGAGGCACCAUCCGCACUAGAUCUGUAGUGCACUCCACAAAUCGAUGGGCUUCUCAUCUCCUUCCAGAGUUCAGCAAACUCAUUACAGGCGAGAAAUGCGCCAUGGGUUCCAUCAAAGCUCCAGAGGGCUUUGUCAAACACACUGGCUCUCAGCACUGGGACAGUGCCAUCAACAAUUAUUUUCUCCAAUUGCCUCCUCCAUACAAUACUAUCAUUUUUGGUGGCGGAAGACAAUUCCUCAUUCACAAGCCUGAAGAGUGUUUCCUGAACGACGAAGAAGAUAAACAAGUCGACGGAUUCGACGACUUUGUAAAGACAUGGCCUGCAUCAGAUGUAAAGGAUUGGCCUGGGUCGGACCCUGCAGAGCUCGGCAAGGAUGCUGGUGAGGGUGGCGUAUGGACCGGCAUCGAGUCGGGAAGCGCUGAUUCAUUCCCCUUUGUGGGUCCAGUGCCAGGUCGCCAAGGACAAUUCAUGGCUGCUGGGUUUGUUGGCCACGGCAUGCCUCGCAUUCUUGGUUCGACCGCGCAUAUCACACCACUUCUUCUGGAAUAUCUUGAAACGGAACACAAGAUGCCAUCGAUGGCAGAUGUCUUCCCUCCUCUACCAACGCCCUUCCAUGCUACACCGGAGCGUGUUGAGCGUCUUGUGCGGACAGCAGAUGUGGAAGCAAAGCUGAAAGCUUACAGGGAAAAAUGUGCAGAGAGUGCUGCCAAAGAUUUCUGUCAUAUCGAGAGGACGAAAAUGGCCACCUACAGCGAGAAUGCGUUGGAGCGACAGGACUCUCCUAUCGGUAGUAUCUAAUUGCAGAGUCGACUGGGAGUAGCAAGAGCACCCGAAUUCUCGAAAGUCUUCACUGUUGAAAUGCGAAAUACUAAUGCAUUCGGGAACCUAACUUCUACGA